AUGUUCUCCAUUGGGUUUGGAUUCUUACGGCGAACGAUCCUGACGAGCGCUCCAGACGUCGUUCAGGGGAUCAUCGGCCGGUUGCUGUCCCAUGCUCGACGUACUCAGGCGCAGGCUGUCAUUCCCAUUGCGAACCUUGCUGCUACAUAUCUUGAAGCCCUCACGGGCCCAACGGAACGACGAUUGUUUGCACUUCGGUGUCGCACGUUCAACUUCAUCUUAAAGGAGCUGUCAAUCCCGCCGGCGAAGAAACCAUACGCCACUGCUCAUCACAGCUGGGAAGCCAUCCGUACAUUACUGCAAUUCUCAUCAACAUUAGAAAAGCCUCUCAUUGUUGAACGAGAAAGCUAUCGCGGUAUCCGUCGAGUCCUUCUGGCACUGCAGAAAUCCCCCGGCGAACGGGACACGACAACGACACUGAAAAAGACCUGGCCACCCUACAGACUACCGAGGAACGGCCUUGAAGAGGCCAUGGAAGCAGACGAGUACUACAGCAGGACAGUCAAGGCUGGUCUCAUGAUGCAGGACUCGGGCUACGCCAAAGAAGAAUUCGAUAUCGCCACGGAUAUUCUCGGGGGUCUAGGUCCCGAUGGGUCGCCGACGAUCCAGACGCGGGCAAACUAUCCCGUCCGCAACGGCUCGGACCAGUCCAUAUGGGCCGCUCAGAUCCGAGCCACGAGAAGCGCAGAGGAAGCAUGGCAGGCCUUCCAGCAUCCGCCGCAGCCUGGAAUGGCCCCCCAGACGGAAGUGUUCCACGAGAUGAUCCUCAAGGCGCUGGCGAAUAUUGUGGAUCCCCACCAUGAUAACCUGCCUGGCGAUGGACGAGAGACCUUUUCGCAUGAUACCCUCAACUUCAGCGAGUUUGAGAGGGCACGCCUCGCGCCACCCAAGGUUUUGCAGCUCACAAGACACAUGGAACAAUCCGGUGUUCGUCUCGACGAGAGGUGCCUCAAUGUGCUGUUGCUGCGCUCGGCGAGCCUUGACGAGGCAGUCGAGUACGUGCAGCGAAGUUCGUUGAGCAAGACGCAGCAGGCUACAGUGGACUGCGCGUUACGAGGCACCGACGUGGCUUUCAACUCGGUGGCCGAUCAAAUCAAAGAGAUCUCUCAGGGCACCUUGCUCGCCGUCAUUCGAUUGUUCUGCAGAACCCGCCCAGGCUACGGAAUGUCAAGCCGUACAAUAGAAAGGGCUAUGCGGGUCGCCAGGCUCGGCUGGACAGCUGCCGGUUGCUCCAACCCGGCGCCCUGGGAGUUUAUCCUCGAAGCCCUGGCCCGAUCUCGUGUCCUGGCCUGUGGAGGGGAUCCACAACAGAACAGCCAGCGCGCCUUGCUCUUGGCGGGCCACGUCAUGAAGGAGGCCGAGGCAUCAUGCGGCCUCACACUACACAUGUUAAGCAGCUUCGCGCGGGUAACGCAGAAAGUACUGCACACCAGACUCGACGGGCUCCUCGAAAGCCUGACAGGAGGCACGGCGCACGGCGACGACGCUGCGCUCCUAUCAUUCUUCACCUCGCGGCCGCGGGCCCUCCGCAGACUUUCGCUCCGCCUGGGCGUCUUCCACACCUUCCGCGCCUUCGCCGAGCCCCUUCUCGACGAGACCGUCGUCGCGCCGCUGCGCCGCGCCGUCGUCGAGGCUGGGCAGCGGGACCGCUGGCUCUACUGGCCGAGCGACGACGAGGUCGCGACGUUUACGCAGAGCGACGUCUCUGGACGCCUGGGGCGGCUGCAGGACUUCGUGCAGCUCGUCGCGAGGGAGCGCGAGGACUGCGGCGGCGAUGGCGGCGCGCUGCUGGAGUAUCGCAGGGAGCUGCGGCCUGGGGCCGACGCGGUCGCGCAGGCGGAAGAGCGCGCGAGCUGGCGCUAUGUCUGUCGGGACGAGGUCGAGUGGCGCCAGACGGAGGGCGAAAAGUCGCGCCAUCGAGUCGUGCAGGGCAUGAGGGUGUGA
Molecule: messenger RNA, 1944 nt
Organism: Verticillium alfalfae VaMs.102
Lineage: Eukaryota; Fungi; Ascomycota; Sordariomycetes; Glomerellales; Plectosphaerellaceae
Exons: 4
Coding region: 1-1944 (647 amino acids)
Source: RefSeq, a predicted model, not a curated record